UACUCUCUAUGGAUUUGCCUAGAGUUGAUUGACUUGUUUGACUUACGUCUAGUAGCUGAUACGGUUUAUUGUAUCCGAUUUCUUCCAAAAAUCAAUCACUAAGUACCAUCAAAUUCCAGAUUCGGCUUCGACAUGUCUUCACUCUUUACCGCAGCCCUUCACCCUAGUGUUGGGCUAGGUUUCCUUGUGCUCGGUGCCUCUCUCCACGAUAUCCUCACACGAUUGAAGGCCGAACCGCAGCGCUAUCCCAAGUUAGACCUUGCCUACUCUGCUACUAAUCCUGUUGGCGAACCCGUAAUCGUAACUCUCCCCGCAAACGGUAUUCGAUUGCGAUUCGAUGGCCCGGAGCAGCGCCUUCGCCUCAUCGAGAUCAUCGACUUCACCAAAAAUCGUAUUACCUACCAAGACAAGGACAUCGCUAAGCCCGUAACCUCCCAGGGAGUGGUAGGGUCCCCUAGGUUAGGUGGAGAUGCUACAGCUGGCCCAGCAUUUAAGAACAUCUACCAUCGCCUGUUCGGUCCAACAUAUGCUGGAGAAUACAUCCCUCCUGCGGACUCGGGUCACGGAAAUGCCGUGGGCACUUAUAUACUGUCUUAUCCCGGCGUAGCGUUUAGCUUCCCGUUGCCGAAGUCGGCUUACUCUCCGAAUAAAGACGUCGUUUCUUUGUUAUCUUCAUCCGUAAGCCAGACUGCUACCUCUGUUGCCAUAUUUAGUGGGAAGUCUUGGGCACAUGCUCGCGAGACUUUGUGGGAUGAGGUUCUCCCAAGCGUCAAGUCGGCGCUCGUGUUUAAUAAGAGUAAAGAGGUCGUCCCUGAUGAAGUCUCCCUAGUCAAGAUCCAUGGCGGUGGUAGACUUCAGCUGUUCAGGAAGUGGACUAAUACAUCCGUAUGGAUCAACCUGGGAGAGACCACACCCCAGGACCUGGUAGCGGAGUUCGGACCGCCUGAUGCUAUAUAUCGGAAGAAUGACCAGAGGAUGUAUAUCCACAAGACUCGUAACGCAAGUCAUAGCCGAUCUAGAUCGAACGGCGGUGAAUAUAGGCGGCCAGAUGAUCUGAUCGAUACUGACCAAUCUUCGGCACACACUACUGGUUCGGAUGACUCCGAAGACGAGGCCAUCGAAGAUGAGAUCGUGGGUAAUGUAUCGGGCGAAUGCUUUUACAAUUACUUCUAUCUAGGGUUUGAUAUCCUAGUCUCGCCGCCUCAGCCCCCAUCGCGCACACCUCCGUCUCAAGUAGCCGCCUUAAAAGGAAAAGAGGCGCCCGGAACGAACCUGUUCAAGAACGCUACAGCAGAUCGAUUAGUGGCCACGAAGAUGGUAUUGCAUGCGAAUGUACCUGGCUCAUACCCAUUCAAUAGGCAUCGCCGUUGUCGCUGGGAGAUUCCAUAUCUCGCAACCGGGAACGCAGAUGACGUUAUAGAUUCCGAGACGCCGUUCGACGGGAUUGAGGAAAGAUUAAGGAAGGAAUGGAAGAGCACAUACCCCUCUGAAGAUGAUGCUAAAAGGCGCCAACGAGGUAUGGUCCUAAACAGAGGAUGGGGAGACAGUCCUGGAAGUAGCUGUGAGUUUUUAGGGGGUUGGGAAGAUAGUAGCGGGGGAGUAUCAGCGAAGAAGUUUGACGGAAACGAAGAUUCUACAACUACACUGUAUGGGUUCCCUGGGACGGUUUUCGAGGUGCUGAAGAACGGAUUUGUGAGCGCGGUUACGGUAUAUUAGGCUGGUGGGACUGGGCAUUGGAUUUUGCGGUUGUCCUUUCGAUCGCUUUACGAAAUUUUUAGAAUAUCUUAAUAAGUUGAACAGCGAAUAUUCGCCUUCUUUGAGAUACGCUCUAAACGGACAUGUCUUACUGAAGUUUAGAGUUACCUUACCUUAGGUACCUAUCUAUCUGACCGUCUUGUGUAAGAGGUAAGAGGUAUACAGAGUUCUUCAAACAUGCGAUGAACGAUUCUGGGUAAAGCUUCGUGUUUGCCGCCUAUUU
Molecule: messenger RNA, 1978 nt
Organism: Daldinia caldariorum
Lineage: Eukaryota; Fungi; Ascomycota; Sordariomycetes; Xylariales; Hypoxylaceae
Exons: 2
Coding region: 133-1716 (527 amino acids)
Biological process (GO): Golgi to plasma membrane protein transport
Cellular component (GO): trans-Golgi network
Source: RefSeq, a predicted model, not a curated record